This is a messenger RNA of Bactrocera tryoni, 406 nucleotides long. RefSeq names its product migration and invasion enhancer 1-like. NCBI's taxonomy places the organism in Eukaryota, Metazoa, Arthropoda, Insecta, Diptera, Tephritidae. The record is from RefSeq and is a predicted model, not a curated record. The transcript has 2 exons. The coding region runs from base 11 to 334 and encodes 107 amino acids.
AUCAAUUUGUAUGGAAAAUCUUAACAAAAUUAGCACUGCGAAGGGCAAAUCGAUACAAGUUGAUGUGGAACAUUGUGGCUUAUGUGCAGCGCAUGCGCGGCAGUGCAGAUCCCUGCAGAAAUAUAUAAUGAACGAACAGCCUGAUACUGAUCUAGUAUGCCGAGCAGGUCGACGUGGUUCUUUUGAAGUGGUCAUAAACGGCAUGUUGGUACAUUCAAAAUUGCAGACACAGGCUUUCCCAUCGCAGGAUGAUAUACUGCAGAGAGUAAAAAAUGUGCACGCAGGUUUGCCCCCCAAUUAUGUAAAAGCAGAAAACAUCUGCACGCUAAUGUAAAAAAAACCGCUUCUGUAUAUACAGACAUACUUUUCAUAUAAUUUAGUCGAAAAAUGUAUUUUAGUAAAUGUU